Molecule: messenger RNA, 2179 nt
Organism: Magallana angulata
Lineage: Eukaryota; Metazoa; Mollusca; Bivalvia; Ostreida; Ostreidae
Product: tripartite motif-containing protein 45-like
Exons: 1
Coding region: 135-2045 (636 amino acids)
Molecular function (GO): zinc ion binding
Source: RefSeq, a predicted model, not a curated record
AACUCAAAUGCGACUUAAAACAGCCUGACUUGUGCAAUGUAAUGAAAAACCAUUUAAUUAUGUCGGAAUCGGCAUUUUUCUCAAUGAGCACGUGACGUCUACUUUCGUUUUACUUUCUUUGAAAGACUAUCAUAAUGGCGAAAGCGAAUGUCGACAACCAAAUGCAACUGAACAAUUUAACCGUGUGUCCCGUUUGUUUCCAAAAAUACAUCAUCCCAAGGAUUUUGCCAUGUUCUCAUACAUUUUGCCAUGCUUGUCUUGACAGCCAUAUCAAAUCUUCUUGCGAAAAAACGACGCCUUUAGGAUUCACAUGUCCUCUUUGUAGGGACUUUGUACCAGCACCAGGAGUAGUAGGACAGUAUGCCUCAGACAAAUGGAGUGAACUGAUCCCAACAAACAAAUUUAUUGUAUCUUUGUUGGAAAAAUGCGGUGAUUUGGUGAAUUCUGCUAUUUUGUGCGAUGUAUGUAAAACCGACGAAAAGGAAGAAAUUGCCGUCAAUUGGUGUAAAGACUGCGAAAGUACCUAUUGCGAAACUUGUUCAAACAUGCACAAGAAAUUAAAUCCUGUUCUAAAACAUGAAAUUGUUUCUUUCAAUGACGCCACAAAUGGAGUCGGGCCUGAUGAAAGUACGCCAAAGUUCUGCUCUAGUCAUCCGGAUUGCAAGAUUGACCUUUUUUGUAGAGAUCACCAAAUGUCCUCUUGUGCAUUGUGUGUUCUGCUUAAUCAUCGAGCAUGCAAACACAUUGGUUCAAUAAGGGAAGAGGCUGCUAAUUCUGAUAUUACAAAGAUAAAAGCAAAUGGGCUUCUGAAAGAAAUGAAAAGAGUUUGUUACGAUCUCGAAAAAGUAAUUGAAAGUGAACAACGCAACAUUAGGGAAAAUGAGGAAAACGUCGAUUUGUUUUCAGAAAUGAUAAGACAUUCUUAUGAAAGAUGGAUUAAGCGUUUGAAAGAAGUCAAAGAAAGACAGCUUGAUCAGUUGGCAAAAAUGUCAAAGGAUAGCAAACUUAAACUUGAAUCCUCAAUAAAAAAAUAUGAAAACUGUAAAAUGUACUUGGGAAAAUGUCAAAAAACGUUAGAAGGGGUACUAGACAGUAAUGACCAUAAACAAACUCUGCUUUGGUAUUCUUUAAUGAAAGAAAAUGUUGCAGAAAUACAGAAAAUGGAGUUCAGAAAUAUAAGAAUGGAUUUGACAUCUACUCCAAAUGAGGAAAACGCCUGUAAAAUUGAAAACUUUGAAAAAUUCGUAAACUUGAAUGUACAAGAAAAGGUCACUAACAUUCCAGAAGUACCCCUGGUAGUUGAUUUUCGUCGAAGUCAGAAGCAUGUUAUAAAGAAAUGGAAAAUCCCCCAUUCUAGUAUUAGAGGAGGUGCUUUUUCACCAAAUGGUGAUUUGAUUCUCACAGAUCUUUUCUUAAAACGUUUAACUGUAUUUAGCGAGGAAGGCGUUUUACAAAGAGAAUUAACAUUUUCGAAUUCGACUUGGGGCAUGCAUUAUGAUCAGAACACGGAAGUCGGUUACGUUACUUUUCCACAGAAACAAGAAAUCAAAUUGAUUAAUUUGCACGAUUUUGCAGAAAUCAAAACAUUUGCAAUAAAGUUUGCAGCGACAGGAAUUACAAGUGUGAAUGGAAAGUUCUUUGUGAUUGGCGCCAAAUCCCUGUGUUUGUUUAACUCUAAUUUCGAAGUAAUCGAGAAAACAGGCGUUGAUGCUAAUUCGGACGAUAUUACAUCCGAUGAUUCUGGCAAUAUCAUUUAUUCUUGUUACCAAAAAAAUACCGUCACAAAGAAAAAUAAAGCGAAUAAAAUUAUGUUUGUUUACAGGCACAACAAUCUAGAAUCGCCAUACGGUCUUGCUGUUGAUCAUAUUGGCAACAUAUAUGUGUGUGGACACCACAGCAAUAAUAUUCAUGUUAUAUCAGAAUCUGGUGAAACAUUACGCGUUCUGUAUGGAUUCCAACGUCCUCAGUUCAUUGCAUUCCAAUGUGACAGCUUUAAAUUCUUUGUUGUAGAUGAAAACGGGGUAGGAAUCUAUGAACUACACUGAGUAAACCGUUGGAGAAAGAACUUUUCGAUACAUUUAUUAAUAUUGUACAUGAAUUAAUGUUUAUAUCACAUGAUUUCAUUAUAUAUAUAUAUAUAUUCUUCCUUUUAUUAAUGAAUUAAAGUAGAAAUUUUUGA